Molecule: messenger RNA, 1427 nt
Organism: Hemiscyllium ocellatum (epaulette shark)
Lineage: Eukaryota; Metazoa; Chordata; Chondrichthyes; Orectolobiformes; Hemiscylliidae
Product: retinoid isomerohydrolase-like
Exons: 12
Coding region: 105-1427 (440 amino acids)
Biological process (GO): zeaxanthin biosynthetic process; retinal metabolic process
Molecular function (GO): all-trans-retinyl-ester hydrolase, 11-cis retinol forming activity; retinol isomerase activity; beta-carotene 15,15'-dioxygenase activity
Source: RefSeq, a predicted model, not a curated record
AUCAUCUAUUUGACGGACAAGCUCUUCUUCACAAAUUUGAUUUCAAGAAUGGAGAAGUCACCUAUUACAGACGGUUUGUUCAAACUGAUGCUUAUGUGAGGGCCAUGACUGAGAAACGAAUUGUAAUCACUGAAUUUGGUACUUUUGGUUAUCCUGAUCCAUGCAAGAACAUCUUCUCCAGAUUUUUUUCCUAUUUCGAAGGUAUUGAAAUCACUGACAAUGCUCUAGUAAAUGUGUAUCCCAUUGGAGAAGAUUAUUAUGCCUGCACUGAAACCAACUACAUCACAAAGAUCAAUCCGGAAACACUGGAAACAAUACAAAAGGUGGAUCUUUGCAACUACUGUGUAAUCAAUGGUGCAACUGCUCACCCUCAUAUUGAGCAUGAUGGAACUGUUUACAAUAUCGGCAAUUGCUUUGGGAAAAGAUUUUCUUUUGCUUACAAUAUUAUCAAAAUACCCCCACUGCAAUCAGAUAGGCAAGACCCAUUGAAAAAAAUGGAAGUGGUUGUCCAGUUUCCAUGUAGUGACAGAUUCAAACCAUCCUAUGUACACAGUUUUGGUUUGUGUGAAAACUACAUUGUAUUUGUGGAGCAACCGGUCAAAAUUAACCUGUGGAAAUUUCUCUCAUCGUGGACCGUUCGAAGUACUACCUAUAUGGAUUGCUUUGAAUCAAAUGAUUCCAUGGGAACAUGGUUCCAUGUUGCAAACAAGAAGACUGGUGAAUACUAUAAUAUAAAUUACAGAACUUCAGCAUUUAAUAUUUUCCAUCAUAUUAACACUUAUGAAGAUAGUGGCUUUAUUAUUGUUGAUGUAUGCUCCUGGAAAGGGUUUGAGUUCAUAUAUAAUUACCUGUGGCUUGCCAAUUUACGUGAAAACUGGGAAGAACUUAAAGUGAAUGCAAGGAAGGCUCCUCACCCAGAAGUUAGGAGAUACGUUCUACCAUUGGACAUAAACAAUGUUGAACAUGGCAAAAAUUUGGUGUCUCUUGACACCACAACUGCCACAGCUACAGUUCGGCAAGAUGGAACAAUUUGGCUGGAACCAGAAGUGCUCUUUUCAGGGCCUCGGCAAGCAUUUGAAUUUCCUCAAAUUAACUAUCAGAAAUUCAGUGGAAAGGACUACACAUAUGCUUAUGGACUGGGAUUGAAUCACUUUAUUCCAGACAAGAUAUACAAGUUAAACGUGAAAACCAAAGAGCACUGGUUAUGGCAGGAACCAGAUACAUAUCCAUCAGAACCAAUCUUUGUUCCACAUCCAGAUGCAAUGGAUGAAGAUGAUGGUGUGUUACUGACUUCGGUUGUAAGCCCAGGCUCAGGUCAAAAACCUGCUUUCCUUUUGAUUCUUGAUGCCAAGGAUCUCCAUGAAAUAGCCAGGGCAGAAGUGGAGACCAACAUUCCUGUUACCUUCCAUGGAAUGUUCAAACCAUAA